AGCGCGGAGUCGCCGGGAGACCGAGGCGCCGCUAUGGAGCCGCGCGCCGCGGCCUGGGGCCUGCCCGUGUCCGGCGGGGGCUGCCCGGGGCCGGGCGGCGGCGCCAGGGGCCGGGGGGCGGCGGCGGCGCAGAGCGUGGCCGGUGCGGAGCUGCGGGCCGGGCGGCGGGAGCCCUGCGUGCUCAGCCUGGCCCGGCGGGGCGGCCGCUACGGGAUAGUUAUCCAGUCCCAGGAGAAGGACAGUUCCGAUCCGGAUUACAUUCCCAUCAACAGCCGCUUCAGAUGUGUGCAAGAGGCAGAAGAAACGCUGCUGAUCGAUAUAGCUGCAAACACAGGCUGCAAGGUCCGCAUCCAGGGUGAGGAGGCAGCGGAGCGGCUCUUUGAAAUCCCGGAUGAGGAGCGUUGCUUGGGGUUCCUGGCGGAGGUGCAGAGCAUCCAGGAAGGUAACAGAGCUGCAGGGUGUUUGGGGUGGCCCCACUGCCACCACUUCCUCACUGGCCUGAUGAUUAUUUUUCCAGCCCACCUGAAAGCUUCUCCUGUGGAGCCCAAGGACUCAUCCAGCUGGCAUCAGGUGGAGAAGAACCUCCCGGGCCUCUCACAGGCCUCUUCUUCAGGGGCUCUGGGGUUUGAGGAUGACUUCAGUGCUCUGAGCCUGGAAGAGAAAAGAAACAUGCAAAACCACCAAGCAUGCUCUCACCGGGACCCCCCCCCUCCUCCCGUGCCUCAGAACAAACAAUUCUACCGAGAGAGAGAAGGUUCAUCCAGAGACGAGCCAAAAGUGACCAACACGAUGCGCAAGAUGUUCUUGCCCAGCAACCAGUCGGGGCAGCGAGAGGGGCUCAUCAAGCACCUGCUUGCCAAGAGGGAGAAGGCAUACGUCAACCUUCACAACUUCAGAUUUUUUGUGGGAACAUGGAAUGUGAACGGGCAGUCUCCAGACAGCAGCCUGGAGCCCUGGCUGGUGUGUGACACAGAGCCUCCAGACAUCUACUGCAUUGGGUUCCAGGAGCUGGACCUCAGCACGGAGGCUUUUUUCUACUUUGAUUCUACAAAGGAGCAGGAGUGGCUGGCUGCCGUGGAGAAGGGCCUGCACCCCCACGCCAAAUACAAGAAAGUGCAGAUGGUCCGUCUUGUUGGGAUGAUGCUGCUCAUAUUUGCAAAGAAGGAUCAGCUGAGCAAUAUCAGAGAGAUCGUGACGGAGUCUGUGGGCACGGGAGUCAUGGGGAAGAUGGGCAACAAGGGCGGCGUGGCUGUGAGGUUCGUGUUCCACAACACCACCUUCUGCAUCGUCAACUCCCACCUUGCCGCUCACGUGGAGGACUUCGAGCGGCGGAAUCAGGACUACAAGGACAUCUGUGCCCGGAUGAGUUUUCUAACCCCGGACGAGAGCCUACCUUACGUCCACAUCAUGAAACACGAUGUUGUCAUCUGGCUGGGAGACUUGAACUACAGGCUUUGUCUCCCUGAUGCCAGUGAAGUGAAAAGUCUCAUCAGUAAGAACGAGCUUCAGAAGCUGCUGACAUAUGACCAGCUGAAUAUUCAGCGCACUCAGAAGAAAGCGUUUGCAGAUUUCACCGAGGGAGAGAUUAAAUUCAUCCCCACGUACAAAUACGACUCUAAAACAGACCGCUGGGACUCCAGUGGGAAGUGCCGUGUGCCGGCGUGGUGUGAUCGGAUCCUCUGGAGAGGGGGGAACAUCACCCAGCUCCGCUAUGGCAGCCACAUGGACCUGAAGACCAGUGACCACAAGCCCGUCAGCGCGCUCUUCCGCAUCGGGGUAAAGGUUGUGGAUGAGCAGAAGUAUCGCAAGUUGUUUGAAGACAUCGUUCGCUUUAUGGACAGAAUGGAGAACGACUUCCUGCCUUCGCUGGAGCUAAGCAGGAGAGAAUUUGAGUUUCAGAAUGUGAAGUUCCGUCAGCUGCAGAAGCAGAAGUUCCAGAUCACCAACAACGGGCAGGUCGCCUGCCACUUCUCCUUCAUCCCCAAGCUGAACGACAGCCACUACUGUAAGCCAUGGCUGCGGGCCGAGCCCUGUGAGGGUUACCUGGAGCCAGAUGAGAGCACGGACAUCUCCCUGGACGUGUACGUCAGCAAGGACUCGGUGACCCUCCUGAACUCUGGUGAGGAUAAAAUCGAGGAUAUUCUUGUCCUUCACUUGCACCGGGGGAAGGAUUAUUUCCUCACCAUCAGUGGGACCUACCUGCCCAGCUGCUUCGGCACCUCCCUGGAGGCCUUAUGCCGAAUGAGACGACCGAUCCGAGAAGUUCCAGUCACCAAACUCAUUGACCUGGGAGAAGACAGCUUCUUAGAAAAGGAGAAGUCUGUGCUGCAGAUGGGUGCCCUGGACAGUGAGGAGGCCGGCGGGAUGCCGCUGCAGGUGCCGAAGGAGAUGUGGCUGCUGGUGGACCACUUGUUCAAGCACGCCUGCCACCAGGAGGACCUGUUCCAGACUCCGGGCACGCAAGAAGAGUUGGAGCAGAUCAUUGACUGCCUGGACACCAGUAUCCCUGAGACAAUCCCGGGCAGCAACCACUCGGUGGCUGAGGCGCUCCUCAUCUUCCUGGAGGCGCUGCCGGAGCCGGUGAUCUGCUACGAGCUGUACCAGCGGUGCCUGGACUGGUCACACAACAGCCGCCUCUGCCGGCAGGUGAUUUUUCAGCUGCCCCGUUGCCAUCGCAGCGUGUUCCGGUACCUGAUGUCGUUCCUCCGCGAGCUGGUCCGAUACUCUGAGGACAACAAAGUCAGCGUCGCAAUGAUCGCUGCUCUGUUCUCCAGCCUCCUCCUGCGCCCGCCGCCCAACCUGGUGGCCAAGCAGUCGCAGCAGGACCGCCAGCGCGCCACCAACUUCCUCUACAGCUUCCUGCUGGCUGGGGACGAGGAGUGAGCCCUGCCUGUGCCGCCAGCCCCGUGCUGGAGCCAGGCCUCCGGGGAGGCUCCCAGCUACUGCAAGUGCCGUGUUUACAGUCGGAAGGACGUGUUCCCCUCUCCUUCCCACCGCCGUACCCUGCGCUGCAGAGGACCUGCACGCUCACCGCACUGCCAGCCACGCCAGGAGCCUCCUGCUCUCUCCCUGGCUGGAUCUGGUGAUGCCCAAGCACUGUGCCACCGGCCCCAGCAUCCCCACAGCAGUGUCAGUCACGCUUUUCUCUCCUUUCCACCCCCUCUCCCUGGAGCUGUUGCGGGGCAGGCGGGGACUGUGGGUGCUGCUGGAGGGGCCAUGGCCCCGCGGGUGCACGUGCUGCUGUGCACUGACUGUACCGCGAGAGCCCUGGACUGGCGUUGGGUACGUGUCGCCCUGUGCCCCGCAGCAGACCCAGCCAGCCCUGAUGCCCCAUCACUGUGCCAUGGAAGCUGGACUGCAGCUUUCCAGGAAGAUUCUCUGGACAUUCAACCUCUCCCCGUCAGUGGAGUGUUGUUACCCCCUCGCCUCCCUCCUGGGGCGCAGGGCUCAGCACGCAGCUCUCCCUCCUGCACUCCCUGCCUUCUGCACUGUCACCCGGGCCUUGCUCUGCUCUGUCCCUUUCCUCUGCCCUAGCUUCCUCUGGGACACGUGGUGGGACAGGCAGGGGGCAGCACCCUGCUCCUCAGGGCUGUCCCUGUGGGUGGUGUGGGGCAGGGCGCAGUGCCUGUCCCUGCCAGCCCCACUAUGCGGGUACAACAGGCUGGGUGCCGGGGCGGCUUGGAUGCUGCCCUGCCCCAGACACUGCAAGCGGGGGAAGAAGGUAAGGGAGGGAAAUGAGGCAGAAAUGCACCCUGAGGCCCGGAGAGCAGCUCUAGUGCUGGGGAUAGCCCUGGGUGCCAGUGGCCAAUGGGUGCGGGAGGGAGGACAAGUCCCAUGGAAACACUAAGCAGUGUCCUGCCACCUCAGGCCAGGGGCUCCAGAAGGCCGCUGCUUGAGGUGGGGCUGCAGGGCCGGUGCCCAGCCCGUGGUGUCCUGUGGCUCUGUGGUCCCCACUGAGUGAGCUGCUGGGGGCUCCCGACCCCGGCUCUUCUCUUUAAACUUUUUAAAUUACAUAAUUUAUUGGGAAACCGUUGGUUCCAAAUAAACCUCCAUUGUGCCAGGUU
Molecule: messenger RNA, 4064 nt
Organism: Strigops habroptila (Kakapo)
Lineage: Eukaryota; Metazoa; Chordata; Aves; Psittaciformes; Psittacidae
Gene: OCRL
Product: OCRL inositol polyphosphate-5-phosphatase
Biological process (GO): phosphatidylinositol dephosphorylation; signal transduction
Cellular component (GO): cytoplasm; membrane
Molecular function (GO): phosphatidylinositol-4,5-bisphosphate 5-phosphatase activity; inositol phosphate phosphatase activity
Source: RefSeq, a predicted model, not a curated record